AUGAGCUUGCUCUCAGUUAACACAGUCGAUCGGCUGGAUCGUCCCAGUGCCUACUAUGUUGGCAAGAAUAAGCGACGCAGAUAUAACGACCGCGACGAUGACAGAGGAAGAGAAGAAGACCCCGUGGACAAGUUGCGUGGUGCUACGACACUCUACGUGGGCAACCUGUCUUUCUACACUACCGAGGAACAGAUCCACGAGCUCUUUUCAAAGUGCGGCGAAAUCAAGCGCCUAGUCAUGGGCCUCGAUCGGUUCAACAAGACCCCCUGCGGCUUCUGCUUUGUUGAAUACUACACCCACCAGGAUGCUCUGGACUGCCUGAAAUACGUCGGAGGUACCAAGCUGGACGAGCGCAUUAUUCGAGCUGACCUGGACCCCGGAUUUGAGGAGGGCCGUCAAUAUGGACGUGGCAAAUCUGGAGGACAAGUUCGUGACGAGUACCGUGAAGAAUACGACCCCGGCCGCGGUGGUUAUGGCCGUGCAUACGACGAACAGCGUCAACGGGAAGAGGAUGAGUACGGUGCCGGACGGUAG
Penicillium cinerascens is the source of this 534-nucleotide messenger RNA. Its product is annotated as nuclear cap-binding protein subunit CBC2. NCBI's taxonomy places the organism in Eukaryota, Fungi, Ascomycota, Eurotiomycetes, Eurotiales, Aspergillaceae. Gene Ontology annotation, molecular function: RNA cap binding. Gene Ontology annotation, cellular component: nuclear cap binding complex. Gene Ontology annotation, biological process: mRNA cis splicing, via spliceosome. The record is from RefSeq and is a predicted model, not a curated record. The coding region runs from base 1 to 534 and encodes 177 amino acids. The transcript is spliced from 5 exons.